Ochlerotatus camptorhynchus is the source of this 2219-nucleotide messenger RNA. RefSeq names its product wrapper (gene wrapper). Gene Ontology annotation, molecular function: axon guidance receptor activity; protein binding. The transcript is spliced from 7 exons. The coding region runs from base 704 to 2212 and encodes 502 amino acids. NCBI's taxonomy places the organism in Eukaryota, Metazoa, Arthropoda, Insecta, Diptera, Culicidae. Gene Ontology annotation, biological process: synapse organization; homophilic cell-cell adhesion. The record is from RefSeq and is a predicted model, not a curated record. Gene Ontology annotation, cellular component: axon; neuronal cell body; plasma membrane.
CACACGCGUGAAAGUGUAACAGCCUACAACGUUUUUUUUUUUGGUUGUUUAGUGAAAAGAAUAGAACCGUGUGAUUUAUGCUGCUAGUCGGAAUCAGAUCAAUCGGUCGAAGAGGACAGCAUGCAGCCUAUUUGUCGAUGAAAGGGAAGAAAGCGCGGGUACCAUCAUAGGACAACAGACCGCAGUUGUUCUCGUUCUUGUUCCUUUCUCUGUUCGGUAACUGAUCUGGACGUGCCUUUUUAGAAGCGAGAAAACGUGAAUGACAGUAACAACGACAACCAGUGGUGUGUGACCAAAUAAAAAAAAAUACGUGAGAAGUGCAGGGAUUAAAUGGUUGCGUGAUUUUGGUUAAGUGAACCCGUAUAAUUUUUGUCACCGACGACGACGACAACGAAGGGAAAGAAUGAGAGAAAUGUGACAAAAAAAAAACGUGUCGAAAGGGAAUAAUUGUAAAUGAAAACUGUUGAAUGGUGAUUAAUUACGGAGAUCCACUUCCUUCCGACGAUAGCAGAAGAAUUGUAACUGAAAAUAAUGUGGUGGCCCAUGACAUAAAAAGUGACCAAAUCAAUCUAAAUAAAUUAAGUUAUUAAGAUACUGUGAUAGCAUUUUAUAUUCAUCACCCAAAAUACAAUAUAGAGAUCGCAGCCAAUUUAGAAUCACUACCGCUAAAACAGAUUAAAAAAUUUCGCAUCAACAAAACGCAAUGGAUUCGAUCGUUAGCAUCAGUGCCAAACAUUCAUUCAACUGGAUCUCCGCGACGCUGCUCGUAGCCACCCUCCUCCGACCGUUCGCCCUCUGCGGUCAACAGUUCAGAAGCGUACCCACGACGGUCAAAACGUACGAGAACGAAACCGUCCUGCUUCCAUGCUACCACAAUUCGCCGUACCGGUACGUUCGAUGGUCACGGGACAAUAUGCUACUGGUCGAUUCGAGAUAUCCAGAGUUAACACCUCCGCCGCGGAUUCAAAUGUGGACCAACGGAAGCCUGGAGGUGAGCCAGGUGCAGAUGGACGACACCGGAGACUACCAGUGUGAAAUCAUAACCGGAAGCGGAAAGGCAGUCCAGAAGCAUGCCAUCGAAGUACAGUAUCCUCCAAACAUACUGAUGUAUCCGUCGGACCGAGUCGAAGUUAAAGUUGGUCAAAUUCUGGAGAUCAUUUGCGACGUCACAGGAAUUCCACAGCCAUACGUCACGUGGAGUUUCAGAAAUGAUAACGCUAGUGCUACCUUUGACAAUAGUCGAAAAAUGAGCGUACUGAUCGAGGACAAAGACUUUGCCGGUCCAAUCGAAUGCUCCGCGACCAACGGAGUUGGCGAACCAGUCAGUGUAGUCCUAGAAGUGUUUGUUAAUUUCAUACCGGAAGUCACCGUCAAAACGACACCCGUCCACACAAAGAUCGGUCAAAAUGCUCAACUGGAGUGCAUCGUUACAUCCGCCCCGACUGCUGCCGUCCAUUGGUUCCGUAACGGGUUGCCCCUGCCAUCUGAUCGACGAUUCAUGAAACAGGACAGUAUCGUCAGCACACCGCAGUACCACACCAUCUACCGGCACGUUCUCGUCAUUCGGAACGUAAAAGACGUUGACCUGGGUCAAUACGAAUGCAAAGCUGAAAACAAGAUCGGAAUUAAGGGAGCUCACCUCGAGCUGACGGGUCGGCCGAUGCCGGCCUUAUUCAAACCUUCUGCUGAAAUGUCUUCACCUUCGACGCACAACCUCGUAUGGCAGGUGGAGAGCUUCUCGACCGUAAUCGAAUACAAGUUAAAAUUCCGCAAGAUUCCAUCGGGAAACGUUACGCCAAACAAGCGAUAUCCGAAUCUUCCCUGGAGUGAGCUGAUUAUACCGUCGGAUGGAUCUUCCGGUCCGUUGUACAGUACCGGCUACACGCUACAGGGACUCGAGCCUGCCAGCGUGUACGAGGUUGAGGUGUUGGCCAGGAAUCGCUAUGGGUGGAGCGUUGUUAGUAACAUAUUAAGAUUUGCUACCGGCGGUGAAGUUGAACUGAUGGACGUGGGAUACCAAACAACGGAAACCAUUGACUAUCCAAGCGAGAGUGAAUAUCCCAGCAUAACGGAUAAUGAGAUCACCAAUGAGGUGACUGACUAUAAAGGUUUAUACGGCGCUAACCUGAACAGUGGAAUCGUUUCCGGUCAGAACAUUGAGCUUCUCUGUGUGCUAUUGUUUUUGUACAGUGUGUAUGUGUAUGUAACAUAGAACUAGA